AUGUGCGAGACCCUCACAGCAACCGGCCUUAGUUUUGCCUCUGAGGGCUCAUGGGCCGCAUCCUCCGCCGCAGUGUCUCUAUGGGUUGUCACAGCCUUCCAUGUCUUCUUCCUCUCCUUUGCUACUUACCGCGACUGCCAGAUGAGGAAGCAGGGGUGGUGGAAGGAGGAGUAUUUCCUCACUCGAGAUGCGGCGCACGCGCAGGCCUUGAAGAUCAAGCUGCACGUUCGCUUCCGUGCGCUGCUGUGCUCCGCGGCCCAUGCCAUUCGAGCACAGGAGGGUCUCUCCUGGCUUUCGAAACUCUGGGGGGUGCAGUGUGUGAGGACCUCUGCCGCUGACCGGCUCUGCCUCACUGAGCUGGACGUGCAGUUCAUGCUUCUGCACAUGUAUCAGGUCACGUUUGCCACGGAGGAGUCAGCAUGGACCCGAAAGCGGAACGCUGAUUUCCUGGCGUUGCAGCUCAAGGUGCAGCAGGCCAUCACAACAGCCUACAGCGACUUCGUCUCGAG
This is a messenger RNA of Symbiodinium sp. CCMP2592, 509 nucleotides long. Lineage: Eukaryota; Dinophyceae; Suessiales; Symbiodiniaceae. The record is from the annotation of a GenBank genome assembly.